AUGAGGAGCUCUCUGAUCCUUCAGGGCGAGAAUUACUACGACAUGAUGCAGGAGGACAUUGACGAUGGCGGCCUUUGGGUUGAUUGGAACGACUCCAAACUCGAGGAGCUCGAGCCCGAUGUGCGAAGAAACCUUGGAACCAACAAAUCACUUCGAAAUGGCUUCGCGAAUAUUUUCCAAAUCGCCGCGGAAUGUCUUAAGGCGAAAAUCGUUCCUACCGCAGCGAAUCUCGAGUGGUACUCUAGGGAUCGGCGCGAGUGGCCACCCUAUACCAAGAGCUACCUGCGACGAGCUGGGACGCAGAUGGGAUGCCGGGCAGUGCUUAGGUACAUGUUUGACAAAGCUAAGGCAAAUAAUGAGUACGCAAGUGAUGGAGAAAACCAACGGACACCGAGGAAGGAAUGGUCCGACCUUCCAACUUGCAGAAACGAUCAUGAAUUUGAAUUUGUUGCCAGGGUUUGUGGCUACGGUAGGGAGGACGAUAGGGAGGAUUUGAUUUCGUUGCCAUUCUGGUAG
Messenger RNA from Penicillium samsonianum, 516 nucleotides. RefSeq lists its product as uncharacterized. Bases 1 to 516 code for a protein of 171 amino acids. NCBI's taxonomy places the organism in Eukaryota, Fungi, Ascomycota, Eurotiomycetes, Eurotiales, Aspergillaceae. The transcript has a single exon. The record is from RefSeq and is a predicted model, not a curated record.